AAUUGGCUUGCGUCACUUAGCAAUUAUGUAGACUCAUAAUUGGCGUGCGUUUUUAAGACAUUAUGUAGACUCAAAUGUUUACUCAUUAAGUUUUUCCCUCAAGCGUUAUCGGUCAUAUUUUUGCUUGUGUACGCGAAGUGCAACUUCGUUUUUGUGUUUAAACCUUGCGUAUAUUUGUAUUGAAUGCUGAAGAUAUGCAUGCGAUGAUGUUCAACCCGUUCAAUUAUGACUCGGAUUCAAGUUACGAUUCGGAUUACAACCCUGAUUCGGAUGUCGACAUUGGGCUGGAUGGUACUGCGCAGCUGUACUUCUAUGAUUUCUUAAGCAGGUUUAUUCGCCGCCGUGACUCCACAAACAAAUUGGGAACAAUACGUACCUCUGUGGUGGGUAUCAGUCAUUACAGAACAAUUCACGUGACGCCAAAAAUGAAGGUUAGGUUUGAAAGAGACCCUGGUAAUAGUUACGACCCGAAUGCGAUUAAAGCGAUGUGCUCUGGAAUCCAGUUCGGACAUCUAAGAAGAGAGUUGGCGGAGAUUUUGGCGCCAUACCUAGACAACGGGGGGCUUCAUUUGGAAGGCGUGAUUGUGGUUUGUGGCUCGUUUGCACACCCUUUGGAUCUUACUUUAUAUGGACACCAGAGUUUAAAUGUGGAGUUGACCAGAAAAUUGAACGGGAAGAAUUUUGGCUGGAACAUACCUGGAGUUAAUCGUGGAAGAAAUGGGCAAGGAGGCGGAAGUGGGUAUGUGCCCAUGAAUGUCUCAGCAGAGGAGCAGGUAGUGAAGCAGAAGAAACUGAAAGGAGAACUUGAGAAGGUAUUCGAAGGAGUUGCAAAGAAGCUGGGCAAGGGCUUCAACAAGGUCAAAGUCAGUGAUGGAAUUUCGACAAAGUUGUAUCCCCACCAAUUACAGGCUCUUUCGUGGAUGUGUGACAGAGAAAACAACAAAGAACUGCCUCCAUUUUGGAAGAGUGAAAAGAAAACGGGCUACAAAAAUGUAGUGACUGAAGUUAAACAACAACAUGCGCCGGCGCCCCUUUGUGGAGGAUUUCUAGCAGACGAAAUGGGAUUGGGUAAAAGUUUAGAGGUUAUUGCCCUCAUUCUUACUAAUAGGGCUAACGAAGUCCAAACUACUAGUUCACGGAGUAAAAAAAUAGUUGCCGACUCUGCUGUGAAUAAAAACAUACGAAGUUCAAAAAAAGCUAUCACCGCUAAAUCAUUAGAAAAUGGUCGACCCAAAAGAAAACUGGCGAGACGAGUACAGAACAAUGGGGAUGUUUUGGCUAACAAGGAAAAAGAAAUUGUUUCAGAUUCGGAGAGCACAACAUCGAGAAACUCGAGCGUGUCUCAUGUAACCUUAAGUUCAGAUGAUUGUUCAGAUUACGAAAAACCAGCAAAAUUAGAAAUAAUUUCAAUCUCUGCGAGAUCUCCAAAAAUCAGAGCAGCUAAGCGAAAAAAGCAAAUUGUUAAAAAUGCUUCUAGUUUAUCGACGAUUGCUGAAGCAAAAAGUCCGUCUCAAACAGACCAUGUUGUAAGUGUGAAAAAAGGCGCCGAUCACUUAAAAGGUACGAAAAAAACUGCAGAAAGAUUGAUAAGUGUGAAAAAACCAGCUGCACGGAAAGUUCAGGGUAGAGCAGCUAAGCUAAAAGCGAUUAGUAAGCUGUUAUCUUCAUCCGAAGAUGAAUAUAAAACAAGAAAUGAUAUUGGCGGUGAGUUUUCUGACGACUGUGUCAGUGUAGUUAGAAGUAUUGACAGUAGCAACGACGAAAAAUUGAAACGAGAGGUAAUCGAGCUUCUCUCUGAUUCGGACGAGGAGUCAAGCGCUGUUUGCCCUAUAGCGUCCUUUGCUGAUUCGGAUUUAUCAGUUGAGCUACAAGCAAAAAAACCUAAAGUUACUGAAAAUGAAAUCCAAGUUAUGCAACCGUGCUCAUCGAAAAGUAUAGAUAAAAUAGUCAGCUCGGCUUCAUAUAAAACAAAACGGAAGCGAGUUAACAACAAAACACUAAAAGUUGACGAUGAUUUUGGCUUGGACCCCGAGUCGUUUGAUGUCUUCAGUAGGUUUAAGUGUUACGCUUUGCCUUUUGACUGUGAUUUAAGCAAGGGAUCUCCUAAAAGUACUUUGCUCGUUUGUACAGUUUCGUUGCUUUCGAACUGGCUCGAACAAUUCGAGACACAUGUGAAAUCAAAUUGGGGUUUGUCGAUUUUUCUUUAUUAUGGACCAGAUCGUUUCAACUACGCUUUAGAAUACAUUAUGAGCCAUGAUAUAGUAAUUUCGACGUACACAUUGCUCGCUUCUGAUUUCAAAAUCGUGAAAAGUGGUGGACAAUCCGAUGAGAAAGGAAAGCAAAAUAAAACAAAUUCUUUAUUGGACUGCGAGUUUCUCCGAAUUGUUCUGGACGAAGGACAUUUAAUACGAAAUCCGAAAACUAAAAUGAGUCAAGCUUUGUUUUCGAUUGAAGCGAAAAGGCGUUGGAUUUUAUCAGGAACGCCCAUUCAAAAUUCUUUAUCGGAGUUGUGGGCUUUAAUGCGUUUUCUACGCUUGGAACCCUUUGAAAAUCCAAGUAACGGUCAAUGGUUGUGGAAGCAACACAUCGAAAGACCUGUUUUGAAUGGGUCGGACUUAAUAGUGAAGAGUUUCAAGAGUUUGCUAAUGACACUGGUUCUAAGAAGAACUAAAACUAUGUGUAUAGAUGACCAGCCAAUUGUAAAUCUACCAAAAAAGACAGUAAAACUCUUGAAAGUUAAAUUAUCGACUGAAGAGAAGAAUUUGUAUCAGUCUAUGGAAAGCUCAGGCAGGGUGAUAGUUGGAUCAUAUUUUAGAGAAGGGCGUCAAUUGACCCAUUACGCACAUAUAAUGGCAAUUAUAACUAGACUAAGACAGCUUGUGUGUCAUCCAUCUCUUUGUAAGAAGGCGUUCGAUCUAGCCAAUGAGGCUAUUAGUUCAACUUGCGACGACGAAACACGAGUAAAAUUAAUCGAAACCCUGAAACUGAUCAUAAGUUCAGGAUCGGACGAAGAGUGUUGUGUGUGUUUGGAUUCUCUCGUUAGCCCCGUGAUAACAAAAUGUGCUCACGUGUUCUGCAGAAAGUGUAUUGAAAAGGUUCUUCAAACAACACAUGUAGGAUCUACAGGAAAUUGUCCCUUGUGUAGAACGCUAGUUAACAAAAAUGAGUUAAUAGAGGCGCCGCGUGAAGUCUCGCUUGCUCAAACAGGAGGAAUUAACUCGGAUGAUGAAUGGCAUUCCAGUUCGAAAGUUGACGCGUUAGUUAAUACAUUGAAUGACGUGCGUGAGCGAAACCCGACCACCAAAAGUAUAGUGGUGUCGCAGUUCACUGCGUUUCUGUCCUUGAUUGAGAAACCCCUGAAAGAGUCUGGAUUUAAGUUCACAAGGUUCGACGGGACCUUGUCUGCGAAAAAGCGUGAUCAGGUUUUAAACUGUUUCAAAACUGAUCCCAAUACUACAGUACUUUUGCUGUCGCUUCGAGCGGGUAAUUUGGGUCUCAACCUGACGUGCGCUUCGAACUUGUUUCUAAUGGACCCGGCAUGGAAUCCAUAUGUGGAGGACCAAUGCUUUGACAGGUGUCACAGACUAGGGCAGGAUAAAGAAGUGACUAUAUACAAGCUUAUCUGCACUGAGACAAUUGAAGACAAGAUUUUAGAGAUUCAAGAAAGGAAACGAAGGCUUAUACAGGAGGCGUUUUCGUUCACAGAUGCGGCAAAGGAGUCACGUGAAAAAAGAGUAGGAGACAUCAAACUGUUGUUUGGAAUCGCAACUGAAAAAGACUGAAGAAAUAAGUGACAAAAUGGAUCCCACAGGAUUUAAUGAGUAAGCAAUUAUGCAGAAAACAGACGAAAUUAAUCAGGUGGUUGCUUAAGUGUUACUGAACGUAAAGCGGAAUAGUUAUUCACAACAGUAAUUUUUUAUUCAAAAAGCUUCAAGAUGUCUAUGUUCGGCGGUGAGAAAAUCAGAUGAAAGCGAAGACUAAAAUAUAAGACCAAUAAACGAGGAAUUUAGAAAACUCAAUUUUUUUGAUCACACGUCAAAAAAUAAGCAGUCAAAAUAGGCAGUAAAAUUUUAAUUUCACUAAAUAUGUGCAAGUAUUUUAAUAGAAACAGAAAUUCAAUUGUUAUUUACCCUUGGGGUUAUCAAGGGUGUUGCAACCGGGUACUAGACUUUUUCCCCGUAAGUUCGCACGUAAAAUGUUUAAAAAAAACACAAAAAAAAACUUCAAAUAUUGUCUGAAAUGAUGAUGCUCUGUUUGCGGAAAACACGGGAUUUGUCGACGCAAUCAUGGGUAUUACCUGUUUUACUUGGUUUUUUAUAAAUUCUUAUUCAGAGAGUAUGCUCGGUGAAAUAAUAAGAAGAGGACUCGGUGAAAUAAUUCAACACUCGCUAACUGGCUUGUGUAAAAAUGGCAGCGCAGAUGUCAAAUCAAAAUCAAUGUUGUUGAUUAAUGAUUUAGAAAUUUAGGUUUAAAACUCAUCCAAAUCUCUGAAUUCUUCUAAUCAUGUGUUUUCAUCGCGUUUUUGGUGGUCACAAAACAUGGAAAAUGGUUUUCACAAACUUCUUUUUUGAUUUCUCUUACUUGCAUAAACUCACCACUGGAGACUUUUACUUGAUCCCAUCAGUAAUUUAGAAUUUUUAUCCAACAAUUUUACUGUCGUCUUUACUGUCUCAAAUAUAUUUUCCGAGAGAUGACUUCACCGUCCUGUUGUGGUCUGAUCUGGCACGAUUGAAGAGUCUAUGGUCCCGCGCAGCGACUAGAUAAACUAAUUCAAUCCCAACAUUAAAACGAAUGAAAUUGUCAUGCAUAUCAUAGUGUUGUAUUUUUCAGCAUUUUUAGUGUCCCAAUUUUUCAAUGUUUUCAUGUUUUUUGAGAGCUUAAAAAAGUUUAGUUCAUGACAUUGUUAUUUAAAAAAAAAACACGAACGAUACUUGGUAUUCGUAAUA
This is a messenger RNA of Symsagittifera roscoffensis, 4946 nucleotides long. Its product is annotated as helicase-like transcription factor. Gene Ontology annotation, cellular component: nucleus. Gene Ontology annotation, molecular function: zinc ion binding; ATP binding; hydrolase activity, acting on acid anhydrides, in phosphorus-containing anhydrides. The transcript is spliced from 3 exons. The record is from RefSeq and is a predicted model, not a curated record. NCBI's taxonomy places the organism in Eukaryota, Metazoa, Xenacoelomorpha, Acoela, Convolutidae. Bases 195 to 3782 code for a protein of 1195 amino acids. Gene Ontology annotation, biological process: DNA repair.